UUGAAGUUCUUCCAGUGGUUGUAUUGAAUUGAAUGGGAGUCUCUCUGCAGCAUCAGUGCAUGAAAGAGUGAAUGACAUGAGUGGAGUUUGUUCUGCUGCUACUUCCUGAAUGUUUGCAGUUCAGAGCUGACUGCUUUCAUCAGGAAACAGUGAAGUCUGCUCAGUUAGUUUGAUCUCUAAAGAUGUCCACACAAACUGAAGCUGCAGCAGAUUGGAGAGGGAAAUUUAGCAGAAAUCUUCAUCCAGAUGGAAGAGAACAAAGUGAGGUGGAGAUGUUAGAUGAUGAAGAGCAGCACUCUGAUCAUGGAUUACAACAAACUGAAAAUCAGAAGCAGAAGAAUCUUCAAGCUGAGAGAAGAAACUGUUUCAGAGUUUUCAAGUUUUCUCUGGGAGUUUUCUGUUUUCUGAUUCUGGCUGGACUCAUGACUCGCAAUGUAUUUGUGUCUUUGGAGAACAACAGACUGAAAAACAGUAACAAUCCCCUGCAGACUGAACUUUCAGGCAUCAACAAAACUCUUUGGGAUGAAAUAAAACAGCUGAAAAAUCAGAUUGAAGUCUUUGAAGGGAAAUGGUGUCCUGAUGGAUGGAGGAUAUUUGGAUGCAGCUGCUACUAUAAAUCUACUGAGAGGAAAUAUUGGAUUGACAGCAGGAGUUUCUGUUGGGAAAAAGGAUUUGAUCUGGUGGUGGUGAACAGCAAAGAGGAACAGGAGUUUGUUUCUACAUUGAAACCAAAAGCAGAAUCCUGGAUUGGUCCGAUUGCUGAAGGGUCAUUCCAGAGACAUAAAUCUGAAUGGAAAUGGGUGGAUGCAUCACCACUGACAGAAACGUUCUGGGAUGAGAUGUUUUCUGAAGAUCCGUACAAUGCCUUCCAUGCCGUGUCCUUAAGUGCUGAUGGGAAAUGGACCCAACUGAAUAUAGGACACAACCAGAAAUACUGGAUCUGUGAGAAAAACAAUUCUAGAUCUUUCUGUUUCUGAUCUUUGCAUUGAUUUAACUGUUUAGUAAUGUGUAAUACUCAGCAUUAAAUGAGAGUAAGUACGAAAAAAUAAA
Messenger RNA from Oryzias latipes (Japanese medaka), 1050 nucleotides. The record is from RefSeq and is a predicted model, not a curated record. NCBI's taxonomy places the organism in Eukaryota, Metazoa, Chordata, Actinopteri, Beloniformes, Adrianichthyidae.